This is a messenger RNA of Dryobates pubescens (Downy woodpecker), 1038 nucleotides long. RefSeq names its product DMRT like family B with proline rich C-terminal 1 (gene DMRTB1). Gene Ontology annotation, biological process: germ cell development; regulation of transcription by RNA polymerase II; sex differentiation. The record is from RefSeq and is a predicted model, not a curated record. The transcript has 4 exons. Bases 166 to 1038 code for a protein of 290 amino acids. Gene Ontology annotation, molecular function: RNA polymerase II cis-regulatory region sequence-specific DNA binding; DNA-binding transcription factor activity, RNA polymerase II-specific. Gene Ontology annotation, cellular component: nucleus. Lineage: Eukaryota; Metazoa; Chordata; Aves; Piciformes; Picidae.
GCCACAGGCUCCACAGAGCAGGGCAUUCCCCACCCAUGGCCAUGGACUCUCCUGCCCCGCCUUCCCAAAUUGCUACAUUCUGGGGCAGCAAUGGCCGUGCCUUAAAUAAAAGCCCUGAGGAGCCAGCCCACGUCUGUCCGGAAGCUAAGGCAAGGUGGGGGUGGCAUGGAGGCUGAGAAGGCUGCGGCGGUGGCAGCGAAAGCAGCCCUGCGGACCCCCAAGUGCUCCCGCUGCCGGAAUCACGGCUUCGUGGUGCCGGUGAAGGGCCACGCCGGCCACUGCCGCUGGAAGCUCUGCCAGUGUGACAAGUGCUCACUCAUCUCAGAGCGCCAGAAGAUCAUGGCAGCGCAGAAGGCCCUGAGGGAGCUGCUGCCCGACCCCCCAUCUGACACAGUCGCAGAGCCCACUCCUGUGGGUGAGGGCCCUGAGGGAGCUGCUGGAGUGGCCAGUGGCCAGGAGCAGAGUGGCCAUGGGGGGAUAAGGGGCGCCCAGCCCACCAGCAGCAAAGGCAAAGGCAUGGCAUGCAGGGGACCACCACUACCACCUCCUGGCAGUCCUCCCUUCUGGGACUACGCUCACCCUGCUUUUCCUACAGAAUACAUGGUCAACCCAGAAUACCUGGAUAAAGACCAUCCUAAAUUGUACCCUGGAUGUUCUGCGAUAUAUCCUUACCGCCCCUUUCCCAUGGGAUUUGCCAUCAAUGAGUCACCUCCAGGGAUGUCACUUCAGAGAGGUUUCCGACACAUUCCUAGCAGCGCUGGGCCAGGGAAUGCAGCUUCUGUGUCAAUUCCAAAUGAAAGUGGAGAUUUUCAGCAAGGCUACUAUGCUCCUCUGCCUCAGUUCAUCCCGCCAGGGCUUCUGCCAGGGAUUCAUUACAUUCCACCCCCUCUUUCACUGAAUGUCGUGGCUGAAACAACCAAGGAAGCACAUGUUCCUGAAGCUGACAUUCAGGAUUCAGGGGUGGUUAGUGAACAUGGCCAACCAUCCUCUUCCCCAGAAGAGAUGAGCGAAGCCCAGCGUGUAUGUUCUGAACAGUGA